CUCGCCGGUAAACGUUGGAGUUAGUUCGAGUGAUAAUUUUUUAUCACCCCUAAAAGUUAUGCUGCGGUAUAGAGGUUUUAAACAAGCACUUGAUGCUGUAUCCCGGCUCGACGGCUUUCCCAAAGUAAAAGAAGAAUUCGUACAAUCAACUAGAGUCGGAGGAACGCUUUCCCUCAUAAGCAGACUGGUGAUCAUCUUUUUAGUGUACCAUGAGGUAUCUUACUAUUUGGACUCUCGAUUGAUUUUCACCUUCCUGCCGGAUACGGAUUUGCAGUCGAGACUGAAGGUGCAUAUUGAUCUGACGGUGGCGAUGCCAUGCAAGUCGAUAGGAGCAGACAUUCUAGAUUCGACGAACCAAAAUGUUUUUUCGUUCGGAAUGCUGCAGGAGGAGGACACAUGGUUCGAGCUUUGUCCAAGCCAGCGCGUACACUUUGACUAUAUGCAGCAUCAUAAUUCGUAUCUUCGCAAUGAGUACCACUCAAUAGCAGAGAUCUUAUACAAAUCGGACCAUGCCGUGGUUUAUAGUAUGCCGGAACGUGCGAUAAUACCAACCAGGCCGCACGACGCGUGCCGCAUUAGCGGUGAUCUCACGUUAAACAAGGUUGCCGGAAACUUCCACAUUACCGUUGGCAAAACGAUUCACUUUUCGAGUGGUCAUUUUCAUCUGAGUAGCAUUUUUGCAAACACACCAACCAAUUUUUCGCAUCGCAUUAAUCGGUUUAGCUUCGGCGAUCACACCGCUGGAAUUAUACAUCCUCUAGAGGGCGACGAGAAAAUCUUCGACAAUGGUCAGCUGAUGAUGCAGUAUUUCAUCGAAGUUGUGCCGACGGAUGUUCAAAAGUUUUACUCCCAAUCCAAAACAUACCAGUACACGGUGCGAGAGAAUUUUCAGCUGAUUGAUAUUGAUAAGGGAAUGCAACGCGUCGCGGGCAUUUACUUCAAGUACGAUAUGUCCGCGCUGCGGGUGAUCGUACGCCAGGAUAGGGACAGUAUUGCACAGUUUAUCGUGAGGCUAUCGUCGAUUAUCGCAGGUAUCGUGGUAAUUUCACGACUGCUCAGCAAAGGCAUGCACCUGGUUGUAGAGCUCUGCUGCAGAAGCAGCGGCACCAUGAAGGAAGAUGCGAUCCUGGUACCGAAUGAGAAAUUCCUCAAAGGGUCAAUCGUCGUAAGUUAAGAAGGUUUAGGGAACCUCCUUAAAAGGAGAUAAAUAAUUUUGCGCAGUCUCGUUAAAAUG
Anopheles bellator is the source of this 1234-nucleotide messenger RNA. Its product is annotated as endoplasmic reticulum-Golgi intermediate compartment protein 2. Gene Ontology annotation, cellular component: endoplasmic reticulum; membrane; COPII-coated ER to Golgi transport vesicle. The record is from RefSeq and is a predicted model, not a curated record. The transcript has 6 exons. The coding region runs from base 59 to 1174 and encodes 371 amino acids. Gene Ontology annotation, biological process: endoplasmic reticulum to Golgi vesicle-mediated transport; retrograde vesicle-mediated transport, Golgi to endoplasmic reticulum. NCBI's taxonomy places the organism in Eukaryota, Metazoa, Arthropoda, Insecta, Diptera, Culicidae.